Messenger RNA from Sesamum indicum (sesame), 2899 nucleotides. Its product is annotated as forkhead-associated (FHA) domain-containing protein. Lineage: Eukaryota; Viridiplantae; Streptophyta; Magnoliopsida; Lamiales; Pedaliaceae. Gene Ontology annotation, molecular function: protein binding. Gene Ontology annotation, cellular component: nuclear membrane. The record is from RefSeq and is a predicted model, not a curated record.
ACCAGCCACACACACUCUCUCUCUCUCUCUCUCUCUCUCUCUCUCUCUCUCUCUCUCUCUCUGCAAUGGCUGAGAAUCAAGAACAUGCGAAACCAAAGGAGAGGGAAAUCCCAGUAUUUACAGUCUUGAAAAACAAUUGUAUCCUCAAGAAUAUCUUUCUUUUAGAUAACCCACCUUCAACUUCUUCUCCUUCGUCUUCAUUGUCAGUGGCAGAAAAUGCCGAUCAAGAACCCGAUAUGGAAGAGACAUUGCUGGUGGGAAGACACCCCGAAUGCAAUAUAAAGUUGGAGCACCCCAGUAUCAGCAGAUUUCACCUUCGCAUUCACUCCAAUCCCUCUUCUCGUUCUCUUUGUGUCACUGAUUUGUCCUCUGUACAUGGGACUUGGAUUUCUGGAAAGAGGAUUGAGCCAGGUGUCAGGAUGAAACUAAAUGACAGUGAUACGUUGUGCCUUGGGGCAUCGAGUAGGUUGUACAGACUCAAUUGGGUUCCACUCAGCUCUGCUUAUGAUCUAGACAAGCCAUUUAUGCCUCAAUUGGACGCUGCAGACAUAAUCGAAGAAGAAGAAGAUGAAGGGGUGAUGGAUCAGGAUGAGAAUAGCUUGUCUCAUAGAAAAUAUCAUGUUCAGACUUUGAGGGACAACAUGGAAGGGCUAGAAGUGCUAUUUUCGGAUGAGGACCUAGGUUCGUCUAUUCAAGAAGUGAGUCCAAUGGCUCCUCUAGUUGCUAAAGACUUGAAUUAUUCAUUCUCCAAUGAUGAGGAAGCAGUGAACAACAGUUCACCUGGAAUAUGCAAUCAAGAAAAUGAACUCUUUAGUAGCCAGAUAUAUCAAUUUGAAAAAGAAAAUAGCACACCAAGAGCAGUGAGUACAGAGACUUCUGGGAUGAAUUCAGACAAAAAAGCAGGACUGAGCAUUUGGUCAAGGAGGGGGAAACCUGAAAGUGUAAAGAUUGAAACCAGCCGAAGCAGAGGAAACUGUGCAAGGAUUAAUAUGACCUCGCAGGUUAAAUCACUUAUCCAUGAAAAUUACAGAAGUGAAUCAAUUCUAAGUGAUCAGUGUGCUAGUCCUAAUAAUAAUGAAGAAACUUUCACUCCAGACAAGGAGAAUAUCUCUCCAAGUUCUCUUCUGGUUAGAUCCUUGAAGAGCAAAGGCAAACAAACUUUGAAAAGUGAAUCAAUCUUAAAGAUUUCUAUUUCUAGCGUGGAUCAGGAUGAAGAAGAAAUUUACACUCCAGAAAAAGAGAAUAUGACUCCAAAGAGUCUACUUAGGUCCAUGAAGAACACUGGAGAGUUAGAAGAAGCUAAACAUCCAAUGUCGUAUGGAUCAUCGCCCUUGAAGUCAACUAUUAAUAGCAACAUGUAUCAAAACGGAACCAUGCUUCCUACUUUGGAUAAAGCAGGUCAGCAUCGACAAGUUCUUCAGGAACGAAGACCUGUAAGUCAUGGCAUGUCGAAGAAACAGCUGGCUGUAUUGAAGGCUAGAGCAGAUAGGGACCCUUUUAAUCCUCUGCCUGUCAAGUCCACUAGUAACAAAAAUAAGGCCAGCUCAAAACCUUCAGUUCAUGAGGACACCAAGAGAGGUAGCAGAUUUAUCAACUAUCCUGACGCUGUACAGGUUCACCAUUCACAUAAUAAUACUAUGAAGGUGGUAGAGAACAGGUGGAUUAUUGUAGUAGAUACUGCUUGUUUCCUGAAUAAGAAGUCAAGGAAGGAAUUGCAGCUACUGCGAGGUCUUCGUGGGACUACUUUGGUUAUUCCUAGAAUUGUUGUAAGGGAACUUGAUUGCAUGCUGAGGCGUGGAAGUUUCUUCACAAGAAUGACUGAGGUUUCCGCAGCACUGCAAUGGAUUGAAGAAUGUAUGGCUGUUGCAAAAUGGUGGAUUCAUAUACAGAGUUCAGCAGACGAAUGCCAGCUUAUUCCACCAACCCCACCUGCUUCUCCCCAUUGCUCCAGUGAGGACAAGGGUGCAUUCCCUGUUGGCUCUAUUUCGUUCUCUCCAUAUAGUUUACAGGAAAUUGUCACUCCAACAACCGCAGACCAUAUCCUUGAAUGUGCCCUUUUCUUUAAACAAACCCGGAAGAAUGGACAACUUGUCCUUCUUAGUGAUGAUGUUACGCUGAAGAUCAAGGCUAUGGCAGAAGGUGUCGUUUGUGAGACUGCACAGGAGUUCCGUGCGAGUCUUGUGAACCCAUUUUCAUCGAGGUUUCUGUAUUCAGACAGUUCUCCGAUAGGACCAACUUGGUCUUGUGUUGAUGAUGUUGUGCUUAAGGAAAAAUAUUAUCCCAGCCCUUCGAAGAAGCUGCCAAAGUCUGGAGAUGGUGCAAAGGGCUUGAAGCUCAUACUGCUGCAUAAUUCCAAGUUCAGGCAGAUCAAUCCAGUCAGUCCAAACCCACUUGCUGAAAACCGCUCUAUAUAUCAAAUUUAGGAUCCAAUUAGAAUCUUGUUCACAAAUUACUUCCAAACAUGGAAUGUAGCUCAAUUUCUCAUUGCAUUUAAAGAACUGCAUUCUCCUCCAAAUGUUCACUAUUACUCUUGCUUUCGGUGUUUCUCUAUUUUUGGUGGCUGAGGCUUAAUUUCCAAUGGAAGUCCUGCUUCUACUUUUUAACUACAGUGAAAAGAUUUAAUGGCAAUGCCUUAGGUACUUGCGUAACUUAAGAUGAACCUUAAGCUCAAACAGAAAAUUGAAUGUAAGCUGGUGGUCAAUGUCAUAUCAUCAGCACAUAAAACCUCCUGUUAUUUAGAACCAUAAGCGAACAACUUCUGAUGCAGAAUUGUCGAAAACUACCAAAUAGCUCUUCACAAAUCAGUUAUACAAUCAUUUGCAUAGGUGGCUGCUUCUUGAAUACCAUGAGCGAAUACCAAAAUGAUGCAGUAUCAGGCAUGCCAGAAAACGAGUGGCAU